Molecule: messenger RNA, 333 nt
Organism: Heterocephalus glaber (naked mole-rat)
Lineage: Eukaryota; Metazoa; Chordata; Mammalia; Rodentia; Bathyergidae
Gene: Uts2b
Product: urotensin 2B
Biological process (GO): regulation of blood pressure
Molecular function (GO): G protein-coupled receptor binding
Source: RefSeq, a predicted model, not a curated record
AUGAAGAAGACCUUUACAACUCCUCUUUGCUUUGGAUUUCUAACUUUGUUCUGUGUGAUGAUCCUUUCAGAAUCUGUGCAUGGACGGCCAUUUCUUGCCCAAGGAAAUGAACUGUUUUCAAAUAAAGAAGACACAAAUCACGAAGAACUAUUGCUGGGUCUACUGAACAAAGAUUUUGAUUUCCAAAGGCCUUCCAAGAUGGAUGUAGAACUGGAUAACGAAUUAGAAGAACUUAACCGGCUAGAAAAGCUAAAAGGACAACUUUCAAAAGCAAAGCAUGCUGAGAUAUCCUAUGCUAUAAAUGGUCCACCCCCCUCCCAUCUUAACAAAUGA